GUCAUAUUUCACACAGUCUCGUAUCCAGCUGUACUACGAUCGUCCAUCUCCCAGGUCUCAUCGUUUUCACUCUCUCAGAAAGUCGUGAAUACAAUAAAACGUCGGCACAGCAAGCACGUGCACUGUAUGCCGAUGUGCGAUGUCAAAGUUCUUUUCGUGCAAUCGUCCAGCUUUUUUUUGCAAACUGAUUCACCAAGUCGAAUUCGUCCCAAGAAAACGUCGUCUAAGAAACCAAGUUUGAUUUUUUACGUUCGUACGAAAAAGCACCUCAGUGCAGCAACGCUGGCGGAAAUUUUCGUACUUCGUGCUGUACAUUUUUUAUCGCAAUAAAAUGCAAAAUUGCAAGGCCAUUUUUACCGACCUUUGUAUUAUGUUACACCCUUGAGUUCUAGGUAGAAGCCCUUUUUCCAAUGCAAAUUCUUUCUAAAAGACGCUCGCCCCAUCUGAGCCGCGGCUUCGCGACCUGUAACGAGCUAUAAACUUGUUUCCCCCAGCAGCAACGUGGCGCUUUACUGUAUAAUUAUGUGGUUGUGAAUAACCCUUGACCAACCACCGUCCGCCAUUCUACUGUGUGCCUUGACGUAGUGUAGUCCUCGUCCCAUUCGGAUCAUCAUAUCCAGCCCACGGGAAGAUGUCGGGAGGUUUUUUCAUUGCGCCGAAGAACAAGGGGCCCAGCCGAGAGGAGGGUUUGGUGGCGAUGCGGCGGUCGCUGGGGUUGGAAGUCGCCGAGGAGGAGCCCCCAGAUCCGGUGGAGGAGAAGAAGUCGCGCAAGGGACGCAAGCUGCGAAUCCUGGCGGAGAUGGAGGCCGAGGAGGAGGCAAAGAAGCGCAAAAAGCCGAAGCCGCCGGCCACCAUCAUCGGCACGCUGACGCGCCCGAUCCGGGACAAGUUCAAGGGCGUGGACGUGAAGCACGAGGUGAAGAACUACGUGAAGAAGGAGCUUCUGCACCGGCGGAACUUUCGCGGCGGGGAGUUUUACCUCCGGGUGUUUUUGUUUUUGACCGCGGUGCUGUUCCUCAUCCUGUACGAGAUGCAGCAAGCGGCGGUGGCCAAGUACACGCUGGCUUUUUGCAAAAUGAGUGGUUUCAUGGAGCCCUGCGACAGCGGCGAGUGUUCGCUGAUCAUCAGCGUGCGGACGAUGGAAAACCCGGGCCUAGAGAUCUACCAGCGCGGCUGGUUCCCGGAAACCGAGCCCGACGGCAACGACAUCGUGUUCGUGGACAAGGAGAUCUUCUCCUGCUGCCCGCUGUCCAACUGCUGCGGGUUCGCGUUCGAACCUCCCGGGCAGGAGGGGAGCCCGAUGAUUCAGCAGGUCUUCUGCGACUCGGACGAGUUCGGGGGCGGCUGCGGGCCGGACCCAUGGCAGUGCUACUUCGAGGAGUACCUCACGCCCUACGAGGUUACGGGCCUGCAGGUGGGCCGGCCCUGGGAUGGCAGCGAGUUCGAAGUAAUUUCCAUCCUGUUCUGGGUAUUCUUGAUUCUCACCUACUGGCGAAAAAUUUACGCGCUCUACAACGCGAGCAAGGAGUACGGCAAGAAAGCAGUGCUCUCGCUGCCGUGGUUUUUACGCGGGAUCCUGUGGUGGACCCGAUACGCCUUCGUCCACGUUUUCAUGAUCCCCGCAACAAAAGGUACAGAUGUUUUCAGUUUUUUCUGUCGCAUAUGAAAUUUGUACUUUAGGCAUAUUUCGCUUUUAUCGACAUUGUCGAUAGGCAUAUUUCGCUUGGAACAAUUGUCGUCCUAGCACAUGAUCGUCCGUGCAUACGUGAGAAAAGUAGUUUUCGAGCAAGCAGAAAAGCAGCUAUCGACGAAAAAACAAAAAUGAAUUCCAUAACAGCCAUUGACGUGGUGAGCACAGUGUUUGGGAUCCCGUUUCUCGUGGAGCGGCACAACGAGCGAAUGAUUUGGAUCCGAUGGAUGAGCCAAUUUGCGCAGCUCCCGGAACCACCCACGGAGAGCGAGAGCGAGGAGGAGCACCACACGGUCCAGGAGGUGGUGGAACAUGUUAUGGAAAUCGUAAAGAAGGCCAAGUACCCCAGCAUGAAGAAGCAGCUGAAGCCGCUGAUCAAGCCGCUCCCCUUUCAGUGGAGCAACCGCACGGCCGUGCCCGAGGAGUUGAUCAAGCGGCUGCGCAUCGCCGACGCGCUGGAGCGGGACCGCGCGAUGUACAAGCCGGACUACCUCAAGGAGGAGCGGCACAAGUACGACGCGGCGUUUUCCAACCCCCUGAGGCUCGGGAUCGGGAAGGUCAAGAAGGUGGAGGCGAUCCAGGCGUUCGGUCCGGCGUUGCGGCCCAAGGGCUUCGUCACGCCGCCCGCGACACCUCCGCCCGAGGAGAAAAGUAAAAAGGAGGAGAACGAGGAACGGCCGUCUCGGCUCGUCCGAGGGCGGAUAGCGUCCCGCGAACAACCCGACGUCGGGGGCGACACGAAGGCCGCCGCGGCGAAGAAGAAGCCGCAGCGCGUGACCUCCUCCGAGGACGACGAAGAUGGCGAGGAGGAGGGAGAGGAGCUGGAUUCGGACGACCCGCGGGCCGGGCCGCAGAAGUACGUGCGGAAAGCGAAGGUGCAGGAGCCCAGCAUGGGCACGGUAGAAAUCCCGGUGGACGUCGGCGAAGAUGAGUCGCUCUACUCGCCCGACGAUGCGAGGUCGCGGAGCGCCUCGCCCUCCAUCGCGCCCGCCUCGCCCCGACCACCGGAAGCCGGCACCGCCGCUGCGAUCGCGAAGGCGGCCGCGGACAAGAAGGCGGCGAUGAAAGGGGACGGGUUCAGUCGCCCGGAGCAGAAGGUGGCGCCGCCGAAGAAGGACGAGUUGGAGAUGACGCCGGAGGAGUACAAGAAGCACGUGGAGGAGCGCGAGAAGCGCAACAAGUUCAAGCGCAUGCGCGGGGAGCCCACCAGCUCCGACGAGGAGCGGGCGGCGCUGACCCGGGAGCUGGGCAACCUGCAGGCGGCGGAGCGGGACGCCGGCACCUUCGCGGACCGCGGCAACGUGCUCGGCGUGGUCAGCAUGAUGCGGCGCACUGCAAACAAGCUGGCGGAGCGCAAGCGCAAGCGCGACAACGCACGGUUGGUGCGGGAGCAGACCGGCGUCAGUCGCACGCAGGCGGAAAUCAUGCGGCUCCCCUUCGACCGGCGGGAUGGUCCCGACUUCCGGAUCCGCACGCGCACCGACAUGCAGAUUCUGGAAACCACGCCCACGCUGGAGAAACUGAAGGCCGAGGCGUUCCCGACCGAGGAGGACGAACACUGCUACCAGUGGCGCGCCGUCGCGUUCCAGAACCGGCUGGCCCGGGACUCGACAAUUUUCCGGUACAACCCGGAGUGGCACCGGGAGGGGAAGUUCCAGCCCCCGCUGCAGCAGGUGCGCGGCAACCUGGUGGUGCACAAACAGGAGUUACCGCACGCGGAGCACAUGCAAAAGCUCCGGGAAACGCUGUGGUACUUCCGGGACCAGCGCGAGUACCACGCGAAACACGUGACGGGCGACCAGGAGCACUGGAUGAAGCUGCUGGACGGCUACAAGCUGUGGUGCCGCAAGGCGAAGUUCAUGAAGGGCUUCGACCGCAAGCACGCCCCGGACCUGGACUUCCUGUUCGCCGACCAGGAGGGGCAGGGCAAGGCGCUGGACACGCAGUCCCUCAGCGCGGUCGCCACCAAGAUGUUCGAGACGGAGAGCGACAUCCCGGACCACGUCCGCAGCAAGGUGCAGAAGGACCUGGGCACGUUCGCGCUGGGCGCGAUCUGCGCGGACGAGCUGGGUCUCCUGCCCCACCGUGUGCGCCACGUGCCCACCUCCAGUCGCCUGCUCAUCAACCAGGGGCGCAAGCGGAAGGACGUCGGGUUGUGGCAAAACACCGCGGUGGAGGAGCGGGAACCGGGUUUCGUCCGCUGGUUCGCGGAGCCGGGAAAACGCAGGCGGCAGGUGUCCCCCGAGCAGCAGCAAAGAAGGGCGGCGAAGAAAACGGCCAUGGUCGAAAAGGAGGAGGAAAGCAAAAACGCACCGAUGCUGACGUUCAACUGGAAAAAGCUAAUCGGGCUUGAAGGAUAGAGGAUAAUAACCCAUGCCCGCAGUAGCUGGCGUUCCCGCACAGCAUGUAUGAUUUCUGUUUUGUUCUCGUAUACUUUCCUAGUUUUCGCACGCUGGUGUACUUGUUUGUUAUUUGAAAGGGGCUGGCCUCCUGUCAAAAAAGUUGGAAUGUUCGUAUGUACAUCAAUUAUGUUUCCCUUGUUUCUUUUUUUACCCAUUGAAUGAAUGACCCGACUACGCUAGAUGAAUCUACCCCGAAUGUGCACUUCCUGAAUCCUUGCGCAAUUGCAUUUUUGAAUUCUUUGAGUGGCGGUAUAAUUUUGCUAUCAAG
This is a messenger RNA of Amoebophrya sp. A120, 4360 nucleotides long. The record is from the annotation of a GenBank genome assembly. NCBI's taxonomy places the organism in Eukaryota, Dinophyceae, Syndiniales, Amoebophryaceae.